AUGUCAAACUCACGAGAGCAGAGCCUUGAUGAGAAUGUUGUGUUCCUGCCGAUUACUGAGGCCUCUCCAGAGUUCCUCCACUGUGAGAAAGAGCGUCAAGCAGUGGAGAGACUCCUCAGCGCAGGACCAGAGGCCUUCUAUAGCUCAAUCGGCACAGAACGCUCUGGCUGCUUUCUCUCAUCAGAAGAGGUCAGCCAGAUAACAAGCUGGGCUCAGGACUAUCACUUCAACCCGGUACAGGUGCAACAACUGGAGAAUGGAGAGGAAGGCAGCUCGGAUGUAAGGGACUUCUGUUCCACUUACUUUCCUUCUCCUUCGGAUGUACCAACCCCAGACCUGGAGCUGGGAUGGCCAGAGAAAAGCCCCUGGGUGCCAAAAGGAACUGUUACUGUCUUCAUCAGUCCUCCUGCUGAGGGGGACCCUCCUGUCAGAGAGGUUAUCAGACGGCACCUUCAGAAGGCCAGCCAAAUAAGUCACUUCCCCCAUACAAUGCAGGUAAUCGCCAUUGCGACAGACAGAUUGACAGACGGUGCAAUUAUUGGGGAUCUACACAAUGCUGCCUCCCGGGGUGUCCCUGUUUACAUCAUCCUGAACCAAAGGUCCAUUCAGGAGAACUUCACGCUCAAUAGGCUCAGGCAUCCGAACAUGCAGGUCCGUGUUCUUGGAGGGAAAACCUUCUGUUCCAAGGCAGGAAGAAUGGUGGCCGGCGAAAUGAAAGAAAAGUUCCUUCUGGUGGAUUUAGAAACAGUGAUUCAUGGCAGCUACAGCCUCACAUGGACUGACGCCCACCUGCACCGGCAGCUUAUCACUGUCCUCCAAGGCCCUGUCGUUGACUCCUUUGACAGAGAGUUCAGGAUCCUUUUUGCUGCUUCACGUCCUGUACCAGACACAUGGCGGGUUGCAGGAACUCAUGAAGAUGUGACUCAUCAGUUGAAAGACUUCUCACAUCACAGGUUUCAAAAACAGAUCUCCUGGGACACUGAGGUUAUCAGCCCCCCUUCCCCUCCUGCUGGUUCCCUCCUGGACUGGGAAGCCAUGGGGGUUAUCCAGAGAGACUCCAGCGUCCUGGACAGCCCUUUUGACCAGCAUGAGGAACAUGAGGAAAUUUUGGCUAUUGACAUACCACUUCAGAACAACAUGCUGUUUGCUAAAAACCCACCCGUUACGGACAGUUUUACAAACAUUGGAAACCAAUUUGUGGAUAAGAAAAGGGUCAGUAAAAACAUCUCCCCGUUGACAAAGAAUGGGCCAGAUAAAUUGACUUCCAGGGAUCCUGAUUAUUCGCAAAAUAACACCCAGCCCUCACAAACGUACCCGAGGCCUCUAGAAAGAGUGAAAAGGAAUCCUGAUUAUUUGCACAGCAACACAACGCCCUCACAAACGGACCUGAGACCUCCAGAAAGAGUGAAAAGGAAUCCUGAUUAUUUGCACAGCAACACAACGCCCUCACAAACAGACCUGAAGCCUCCAGAAAGAGUUAAAAAGGAUCCUGAUUAUUUGCAAACAAGGCACUCACAAACAGAUCUGAGGUCUCCAGAUAAAAUGAAAAGGGAUCCAGAUUUUUUGCAGAACAACACAAUGCCCUUACAGGCAGACCUGAGACCUCCAGAAAGAAUGAAAAGGUAA
Molecule: messenger RNA, 1626 nt
Organism: Notolabrus celidotus (New Zealand spotty)
Lineage: Eukaryota; Metazoa; Chordata; Actinopteri; Labriformes; Labridae
Gene: sack1e
Product: family with sequence similarity 83 member E
Exons: 10
Coding region: 1-1626 (541 amino acids)
Biological process (GO): epidermal growth factor receptor signaling pathway
Source: RefSeq, a predicted model, not a curated record